Macrobrachium nipponense is the source of this 2712-nucleotide messenger RNA. RefSeq names its product troponin T, skeletal muscle-like. Lineage: Eukaryota; Metazoa; Arthropoda; Malacostraca; Decapoda; Palaemonidae. The transcript has a single exon. The coding region runs from base 222 to 1928 and encodes 568 amino acids. The record is from RefSeq and is a predicted model, not a curated record.
AGUCACUUGGGCGAUCGUCUUUUCUGUCCUCCCCAUUUAAAACAUUUUUGAAGACGUCAGGUCUUCAGGAGCCGAUCAUCCCAUUCCGUCAGAGUCGCCGAGUCCUCCCGAAGGCUUCGGUAGGAAUGUCCCGGAGCCGAGACCUUCUCCGGGAUUUCCGGAGUUCCUUCCCUGGCAUUUUCCAGUUCUAAGCUAGCGAGGAGGUAGCAAGAAGAACAACCAUGUUUUCAGUCAUGAAUAACAUAGUAUUCACAGUUAAAAGCACAUUGGCUGUAAUCUUACUCGGAUUAGUGAUUUUGUCUUUGGUUGGAUCUCCAUUGUUGUUUGGAUCCGCCAACGUUGGAUAUAUUCUAGGCAAAAAUCUGGUAGUUUGUCUACUCGGAGGGUUACUUGCGUAUGCAGUUGGAGAAUACUACACUGAACUGUCAUUUUUCGCCCAAGAAAAGGAGUUACUACUGAAGGAGUUGGAGGAAGCCUACCUGAUGAAUCUAAGCCUCCUCGACGAAAUUGAGACCAGUAGUGAUAAUGAAGAACUGCUAGCUGAAAGGAACGAAGAUCUGGAUAAGGAUUUGGCAGAGGAACAGUUUCGCGUCGAAGAGCUUCUCAAAAUUAUUGAUGAAGAUGAGACGAGGCUGAGCAAAGUCGAGAACGAAAACGAGGAACUGGUUUAUGAGAAUCUGUUCCUAAGGAAGAAGAAUGAAAAAUUUCAAGAUGUGAUCGUCCAGCGAAAUAAGGAGGUCGACAAGCUAGAGGAACAACUGAAACUCAAAGGCACAGAACGUGCAAGGAACGCUGAAGUUAUUCGAGAACUGAAGAAUGAAAUAGUCGAUAACGAGGUAUAUUGCGGUGUUCUCGAAGAGAAGGUAAAAAUUCAGGAAGAAGAAGAAGAGAAAACGAAGCAGCUUGUUUCAAACCUCAAAGAAAACCUGCAAGAAUUUCAAGAUGAAGUUAGUUUUCUUCGUGCCAGAAAUUGUGAUCUUCAGAGCAGGCUGGAAAAUGAGGCGCGCGAGAAUUUAGGUCUGGAGAGGAAGGUGCAGAUACUUGAAGAUGGAAAUCAACACCUGCAAAAGGAUCUGGCCCUUAAGGAAUCGCAGAUUGUCUCCUCGAUGGAAGCGCUUCACGAUGAAAGGAAGAAAAAUGAGAUCCUGGCCGAAGAGCUACUAGUGUUGAAAAAGUGGAUCGCUGAAUUAGCUAGAAAAAAGGAAAAAAUAAACGAUUCACUCGUGGAAAAGGAAUGCGAACUUAGGUCAGUAGUUGAAGAUAUGGAAAAGGAGAGAGAGAAGAAUCGCCUUCUGGUUGAAGAACUCCUAGUACUAAGAAACUGGAUCGCUGAGUUAGCAGAAGAAAAUGAGGAAAUAGAAGGAUCAUCUCAAGAGGAAAGUGAAGAAGACGACGAUUCAGACAAAGUUAAUGAAGUGGAGUCAGAGGUGACCCAGGACAAUGGAGGACAUUCACAGGAAGCAAAGGAAGUAGGAGAGUUAGAACUGAAUAACGUAAAUCAGGAGGGCAUAGAAGUCACAGAGGACAAUGAAGAGGAAAGUGAGGAAAUGGAAGAAUGUCAUCAAACUAAUAACGAAGAAAACAAUAAAGUGGACACGAAAAAGACCCGCAACAAGAAGAGGAGAAACAAGAAGAGGAGAAAGCCUGCUGGAGAAGAGGACAGCAGCAGGUUGUGCGUGGUCCAGUCUAUGGUCCUUGAAACGCACAAUGAAAACUUGCACAGUAUCAUGUUACCUGCUGAAUUCCAGGAGCUCCUCCAGAAAAAUGAAAAUGGUCUCGACUUCAUUAAAUAUAAGAACAAAGUCGUGCUCAACUUCAUGCACCACGACAAGGCGCAUAUACGAGCUGUGCUUAGCAGAUGUUGCAAAUCUGCUGCUGAGGAAGUUCUCGUCGAUCUCCAGAAAUUGCUUCUGAGGAUUCUAGCAUAGGAUAAGGAUUCGACCACCGAGGAUGAUGUUUCGCCCACAAGGAUGAGGAGAUUCCCGCAAGGAUAAGCAGUCGCCCACAAGGAUGAGCAGUCGCCCCCAAGCUUAUAGUAGACGAGUCGGUCACAGUUAGCGGGCGGACUGGUGCCCUUCAUUCCGACUGGCCACGUCUUGGUUCUGUUGCGUCCUGUCCCGGAGGCGUCACGAUCUUCUUGAUCUUUUCGAUGGGAUUGACUGGAGGAUGGGUGUUGGCUGGUGCCCCCCCACCAGCCAAUGGGAGGUCCCCCCACCUCCCACUUAAUUCCCCCCUCCCCUCCAGCCAACCCCAUCGACGAGAUCAAGAAGAUCGCGCCGCCCCCGUAACUUGACGUACCAGCGCCAAGACACUGCCAGCGCACCAUUCCAACCGCUGUGACCCACCCGACUACUAUAAGUAUAUACCAGUGGACUUUGUAUCUUCUUUCAUGCACUUUUGUAAAUUUUGUGACUUGCAGUUCAUUCAUUUUUAUAACUCCUAUGUAAUUCAUUCACUUUUGUAACUCCUAUGUAGUUCAUUCAGUUUUGUAACUUUUGUAAUUCAAUCACUUUUGUAACUAUUGUAAUUCAGUCACUUUUGUAACUUGUAAUUCAUUCACUUUUGGAACUUUUAGUAAUUCAUUCAAGUUUGUAAUUCCUAUAUAAGUUUUUCACUUAUGGAACUUUUGUAAUUCAUUCACACUUUUGUAGCUCCAUUGUAAAUGCAUUUGCAUUUGUAACCCCCUGAGAAAAUAAAACUACCAAAAAAAAA